AUAAAUACCAGCCAAGACGGCUCUACCAUCAUUGUAGUUCUUCAAGAGUAACUCGACAACAGCAACAACAUGAGCCGUAAUCUGAUCAUCUUUACCCUCGUCGCGGUAGUUUACGCUUUGGCGUUGAUUACGAUGGCGGAAGGCCGGCGAGAGCGUCGUAACAUAUUCGGACUAUUCAACGGUGGCUUGCUGGGACUGGGAGGCGGCGGUCAUCAUGAUCAUCAUCACCAUCAUCACGAUCACGGUAGAUUCGGCGGACACCAUCACCAUGGAUUCGGCGGACACCAUCACCAUGGAUUCGGCGGACAUCACGGAUUUGGAGGACAUCACCAUGGAGGAUUUGGGGGAAACCAAUUUGGAUUCUUCGGAUAAAAAGUUAGACACUCUCGUUGAUCGUAUCGAUCAGCGAACUGUUGUCAUCGAACAAGCACCUACUAAAACGUCUAUCCCCUCCUAGUACCAAACGCAACGCCCCAUCAUUUAUUUAAUUUUUGUUUUCAAACGAUAAAUAUUUUCCCCAUUGAUUUGUAUCGAAUACAAUGGAAAGUAAAAAUAAAAUUGAUGUGAAAGAAAA
Molecule: messenger RNA, 574 nt
Organism: Daphnia pulicaria
Lineage: Eukaryota; Metazoa; Arthropoda; Branchiopoda; Diplostraca; Daphniidae
Product: histidine-rich glycoprotein-like
Exons: 2
Coding region: 70-372 (100 amino acids)
Source: RefSeq, a predicted model, not a curated record